CUAUUCACACCUUGGCCAGGCUACAGUGGCCGGGACUGGUUUGGGAAGGCAGGGCCUCAGGGAAUGAGGGCCCCAAGCUGGCAGCCACAGUCUCCUACUGCACACAGGUCUUAUGAGAGCGUCUCAGGCCAGAGCCUCUGCUGACAGCUGUUCUGGGACCCUGCCCUUGCCCCAGCACCAUGAAGCUACAGGUAUUCUGGACUGGGCUGGAAUACACCUGCAGGCUCCUGGGCAUUACCACUGCAGCAGUGUUGAUCGGCGUGGGCACUGAGACCUUCCUCCGGGGGCACUUCAAAAGCUUGGCUUUCUACCUGCUGUUUACAGGAGUCACCGUCUCCGUGUGUGAAGGGGCCUAUUUUGUGGCUCAGAUGUUGACCAUCUGCUUUCAGUGUCAGCCAGGGUCUCUGGCCUACAAAGCAAGAGAAAAGGCCCAGUGGCUGGGCUGCUUCCAGAAGUUCCUGGCCUAUAUGCUGCUGUCUGUGGCCUGCUUCCUCCACCCUGUCCUGGUCUGGCAUGUGACCAUUCCAGGCUCCAUGCUUAUCAUCACUGGCUUGACCUACUUCCUUCUCAGCAAACGGAAGAAGAACAAAGCUUCCCCUGAGGUGCCAGCCCCCCAGGAGCAGUACACAGACCUCUGCAGUAGUGCCAUGAGCACCAUCAUAUCUGGGGACAUUGAAAAAACAUACACCUUCCAUGGAGCCCUCAAGGAGGGGUCCAACUCCUUCUUUAUGCACAUGAAGUGCAUCCUAAAGGGGACCAGGAAGCCCAGCACCCUCCAGCAUCCAGAUGCUCUGACAGAGUUGACUUUGGAGCAUGCUGACUCACUAGCCAAGAAGAAACAGGUGCACUUUGAAGAUCAUGUGGUCAGGAUCAUCCCAGGCCUCAUUGAAGGCCCAGACAAUGAGGACAGUGAGCCAGAGGAAACCACCUCUGACACUACCCCCAUCAUCCCUGCACCCCAGGCUCCACUCUUCCUGUCUUCUCUAACAGAUAUCAUCCUCUUCUGAGCUGCUUACUCAAGCCUUAGAGAUGUUUGGCAAGGGGUCGGCAUAGAUUAAUGGCUCUACCUGGAGUUUUCUGAUAUUUGUGGGUCCUCCAGGGAGCCCAGGGUCUUUGUAGGUCAGCUCUUCAAGGGGUGACCAAACAUACUCCAGUGGACCUCUAGGGCCAUUGAGUGGCAUGAUGGGUCCUGAAGUGGCCUUAAGGGAGGUACAAAUGAAGCCCAAACUGCUUCAAACCAGAACAAGUUCUUCUUCCUGGACAUAGAGUGAGGAAAUCCUUUUGCUUUCUCCAAAAAUAUCAUCACUCCCACUUCACACAAGGCUGCCUCAGCCCCAAGAGAAGCUACCAGACUUCUGCUGCUCCUAACACAGGUCUCAACACUCAGCAAGGACUUCUGUCCAUUGCAUUUCUGAAGCAGCAUCCCAGCUUUGAAGGCCCAAGGAUUCACUGACAAGUUAUGCGUGUACACGGAAAGUAUAGAAGGUGGCCAUGGGUCCCAACCUCCAAAUGAGAUUGCUCAGAUAGGGAGAAACGACCAGGCUGCAGGCUCUCAGGACAAGGGAGCAGUGCCCAGAAGUGGGCUGCAUGCUCUUUGUUCUCUGGGGCUAGCGCUGGGCAGCAGGAGUCACAGAGCCACUGAAGGGAAAAGUGCCACUUUGCUCAGUGCAGGGAGAGCCAGGCCAGAUAAGGGGUGCUUGUUCUGAAAGCACCACUGAGGCCUCUCUUCAUCCCCACCACAUGAACUUUUCCAAGAUUCCAAGUAGAUGAUGUAAACUAAAAGCUCCUGAAAGCCAAUGACAGAUUUUAGCCAUGAAUGCUACAGCACAAGAUGCAAUGCCUGCUCUACGCAAGGACCACAGAGGUGGUGCCCUGAAGAUUCAACCAGCAAAGAGAAGUGGCUCUGCCAUUCUUAGGUGCUUGGUAGUAGAAUAGAUGAUAAAUAUAUGUUUGUUUAAAAUGGGAGGAAAUAAGAGGGAAAGAGGGAGGGUAGGAGGAAAGUGAUCGAGCAGGUUAGCUUUCUGCAACCACGUCAUGGAAGUGAGAGUUAACCCAGCUUAAGCAAAGAAAUUUGAAUCAGAUAUUCCUUAGUUAAAGGACUUGCAAUACGUUUUCAUUUCUAAAAAGUGUCCUUUGGUCCACGGGGUUGUUGUAAGGAAGAGUAAACAUGCUCUUCUUCAUAGACAAUCUGAAUUAAUGAGAAAUCCAAUCACACACUCCCGAGUUUGUGUGUGAGCAGACACCAGGACCUGCAAAACAGCCCUCAGAGCACAUACUUAAAGGUCUAGGUAAGAAAUGUGUGUUCAUUCUUGUGUACUUUUCAACAUCCCCUACAAUUUAUUUCACAAAUGUAUGGAAAUAGCCAACUAGAAGCUAGUAUCAUUUUCAUGGCUGAAGACAGCAAGUGUCUCAUAUUAGCAGGUCUCUUCCUGCAAUAACAGUUCUUUUGUAAACCAAGUAAAAAAGACACAUUUCCAUAAGCCCUCCAUGGUGGAAGUAGUAGAGAUAUUUCUUUAACUGUCACUGAGAAGGGACUUCAGGAUCUGAGAGUCACAGCCAGAAGACAAUGAGUAGUAUGAAACGUGAGUGUGGAUAUAUGGGAAUUGUGCCCAAUUUUAAUGGGAAAGAGUCCUAGACAGGACACGUGUGCAGAGAAGCAGCCCAGGCUCUUGCACCUGUCAUGUGAAGAAGAGCAAUGUGAUGAGCACAGCACAGAUGCAGCCAGCCUCUGCAGACCCCAAUGUUCCUGCCUUAUUCUCAGAAGCAGAGCUGGAUGGAUGACAAGCUUACAUGCAAGAAGCACACCCGGAAUUAUAAUGUCAGAGCCCUCAGAUCUCAUUUAAUAAACAUUUCUGUAAACCCAAGAGCACUGUGUUUGUUGCAUCUUAGAUGUAAAUGGGAAAUUGGGAGCUCCAGGUGAUAUGCUGUGCCUGUGACUGAGACAUCUAAACUUCCUUGUGCCUGUCAUCAGUUAAGGGAGAGUCUGAUGCAGCAUUAGAGAUCCAAACAAUUAUGAUCUUAUCAAGAUUAGCAAAGUACAGUUUUCAAACACUCUUAUUGCUGGAAAAAGAAAAAAGCUGAGGUGAGACCAUUAAAUAGACCAAAGCCCUCACCUCUGUCAGUGGACCAAGAAAGAAAUUUCCACCUCCUCAUAAGCAGAUGUAAUACCAUGUGUCACCAGUUGAUUCUCAGCCAAAGACAACCAUCCUUAUUCACUCCUAUCCCUGUACAGAGCCUCAUUCUUGCUGAGAACAAAACAAAAGCACUGACCCCAUUGUGUCCCACAUCCCUUUCUCAGCAGAAAGCAGAUCAGACAUUUUGUAGAUGUGAAACAAUAACAGGAAGUAGAAAGAACUCAUUAAAUCUUCCACUAACAUGAAUAGAAAGAACUCAUUAAUUCUUCCACUAACAUGCUGAUUGACCUUGGCCAAACCCCUUUAUCUCUCUGGUCUCAGUUUCCCCUAUUAAGCGGAAAUAGCUUAAAAAUUUCUCCCAAGAUUGGUGGUAUGACCACUUAACCAAGAAAGACGGGGAAGUGCUCUUCAGAUCAAAAAUCACCCAAGUCAGUGUUAAGUGCACUUUUCUUUUACUGUGGGAUCCUCACAGUGAGAAAGCCCCAACAUGUGAAAGCACUGAGGAAAACAACACCAAGACUUUUCUCUGAGGCAAGGCCAAUGCAGAUCCAAAAGCUUCUUUCUCAAAUUCAGAUUCCAGUGCUUGAAACUGGAGAUGAUGCAACCAGCAACCGUCCAGCUUAGAGAGUCAUGGUGGACCCCCAAUCCUAAAGAGCCAUGCCCUGGAGGUCUCCCAGUAUAAGCACUCUUUUCCAUCAGUCAUAGGGGCUUUUUUUUUUUAGUUUUUUAAAUAUUUUUAUUGAGAUAUAAUAUACAUACCAUAAAAUUCACCAAUUUAUUAUUUUUUAGUACAUUCAUUGUCAAGUACAUCACAAUUCAAGUUCACAUUUCAUCAUGGCUCCUAAAAAACAUUAAUGGUCACUUUUCACCCCACUUUAAACCCACCCUAAGCAACCACUAACCUACUUUAUGUCUUUAUAGAUUUCCUUUCUGGACAUUUCCUAUACAUGGAAUCAGAUAAGACAUGGUCUUUUGUGACUUGCUUUGUUUACUUAUCAUAAUAUUUUCAAGGUUCAUUCAUGUUUCAACAUGUAUCUUUAUUUUAUUUUUUUUGUGGCUGAAAAAUAUUCCAUUAUAUGGAUAUACUACGUUGUGUUCAUCUUUUAAUCUGUUGAUAGACAUUUGGGCAGUUUCUACUUUGCGACUAUAUAAAUAAUGUUGCCAAGAACAUUUAUGUUCAAGGGUUUGAAUGGAUAUAUAUUUUAAUUUCUCUUAAAUAUAUACCUAGGGGCAGAAUUGCAGAGUUAAAUGGUAACUCAAUAUUUAACCUCUUAAUAAAGUGUUAAACUUCCAAAAGGGGCUGUACCAUUUUACAUUCCCACCAACAUUGUAUGAGUGUUCUUUCCACAUCCUUGUCAACACUUAUUAUUUUCUGUCUUUUUUAUUAUAACCAUCCAUUUACUAUUAUUUUGAUGUGUAUUUCUAUAGUGACUAAUGC
This is a messenger RNA of Artibeus jamaicensis (Jamaican fruit-eating bat), 4572 nucleotides long. RefSeq names its product transmembrane protein 72 (gene TMEM72). Bases 180 to 1007 code for a protein of 275 amino acids. The record is from RefSeq and is a predicted model, not a curated record. The transcript is spliced from 5 exons. NCBI's taxonomy places the organism in Eukaryota, Metazoa, Chordata, Mammalia, Chiroptera, Phyllostomidae.